AUGGCUGACUUCGGAUCAGUUAUGGCUUAUUAUAAUAAGCUGAAGUCCCUCGCCGAUCAGCUUGCCAACGUGGGGUCGCCGGUGUCCGACCAACGUAUGGUUUUGCGCCUCCUUGCGGGCUUGCUGGAGACAUAUGCACACUUUUUCACAACUAUCCAGCAGAAGGACGUGCUGCCCUCUUUCUUUGAAGUGUGCCCCAGACUCAAGCUCAAAGACGCCGCUGCCAAGGAACGAGCCCGCGAUUCUGGUCCCGCGGCCCUCAUUGUUGAUAAUGAUGCUCCCUCACCGCCACCGCCACCGCCACCUGGAGGUAACAAUAAUUCAAACAACCGUAAUUAUCACAAUCGUGAUAAUAAUCGUGGCAGGAAUUACAACAAGAACAAGGGAAAGGGAAAUAACAACACCAACAACCACGGGAAAUCUGGCCGCGGCGGCGGCGGACAGACCAGCCACCACCAGUCGCCGACGGCCCAGCCACCACCAGGGGGCUACUACUGGCCUGCCUGGCCACCACAGCAAUGGGCAUUGCCCCCCUGUCCAUAUCCAACAAGGCCAUGGCAGCAGCAUCCCUCGACGCCAAGGCCCAAUGGCAUUCUUGGUGCAGGUCCACGCCCAUCUCAGCAGGCCUAUUCCAUGCAUGGUCCAUCCUAUUCUGGGUAUACUCCAACAGACGUAGAGGCCUCCAUGCACACUUUGUCCAUGCAUCAACUGGAUGAUAAUUGUUCUGUGAUUGUGUUAGCUUUAUAUGCAAGUUUAGAUUCACCUGGUGUUUUAAGUUUACAUUUGUUGGCUGGUAUGUCAUUGGAUUAA
Molecule: messenger RNA, 810 nt
Organism: Lycium barbarum (goji berry)
Lineage: Eukaryota; Viridiplantae; Streptophyta; Magnoliopsida; Solanales; Solanaceae
Exons: 2
Coding region: 1-810 (269 amino acids)
Source: RefSeq, a predicted model, not a curated record